This is a messenger RNA of Rotaria sp. Silwood2, 4152 nucleotides long. NCBI's taxonomy places the organism in Eukaryota, Metazoa, Rotifera, Eurotatoria, Philodinida, Philodinidae. The record is from the annotation of a GenBank genome assembly.
GCACCGAGAUAUUACAAUAAGUGCAUACAAACGAUGACGUGAGAAGUAACCGAUAUAAAAGUCACAAAAAAUAUGUAGGAAAUUCAAAUAUUAAAACAGAACAGCAGUGUCACGUAUCCAGGAAAUUGGAGAAGCUGGAGAAGUGACGGGAGACGUGAUCACAGACUUGGAAGAAGUGGCCAGAGAAGCGAGAGAAGUGACGACAGAUGCGGGAGAAGUGACCAGAGAUACGGGAGAAGUGGUCAGAGAUGCGGGAGAAGUGACCAAAGAUAUGGGAGAAGUGACCAGAGAUACGGGAGAAGUGACAAGGAAUGUUGGAAAAGUGGUCAGAGAUGCGGUGUGAGUGUGGGUGUUGGCGUGGAUAUAGGCGUGAGUGUGGGUAUAUGUGUGUGUACGAGUGUGGGUAUAGAUGUGGGUGCAGGUGCGGGUGUGAGUGUGGGUAUAGGUGUGGGUGCGGGUGUGGGUGUAGGUGUCGGUAUGGGUGUGGGUACAGAUGUGGGUGCGGCUGUGGAUAUAGUUGUGGGUACGGGUGUGGGUGUGGAUAUAGAUGUGGGUGUGGGUACAGGUGUAGGUGUGGGUGCGGGUGCGGGUGUGGAUAUGCGUGUGGCUGUGGGUAUAGGUGUGCGUGCAUGUAUGAGAUUAGUUUCGUGUUGGGUGUGAGUGAGAUUGUUCGGGUGCGCGCACAGUUUAUUUAUUUCCUUUCCUUAGGAGAAGAUAAAGACCCACAAGGACACGUACAUACCCACAGAGAAUCUUUUGUUUCACGUCAGUGGUCACUUCUCCCGCAUCUCUGAUCACUUCUCCCGCAUUUCUGAUCACUUCUCCCGCAUCUCUGGCCACUUCUCUCAUAUCUCCCAUCACUUCUCUAGCAUCUCUGAUCACUUCUCCCAUAUCUCCCAUGACUUCUCCAACAUCUCUGACCAUUUCUCCCACAUCUCAGAUCACUUCUAUCGCAUCUCCCGCAACGUCACUUCUCCCGCAUCUCCCUGUACUUCUCCAGCUUCUCCGAUUUCCUGGAUAUGUGACACGUCUCAAACAGAAACACUGCGAAAGUAGAUUGCAAAUGACUGAUUUUGGUGAUUUCGUCAAAAUUUAUAAAUUCGAACGGUAUUUGCGAAGUUUGUCCAUACAAACAAAAACUUCACGUUUAUAUCUAUCAUCUGAGAAGAAAUUGGUUGAUUAAGUUUGAUAAAUAAUGAAAUCCUACGAAUUUACUUAACGCACUUGUGGAAAGUCUUGUAUAUUCGUGAUAAUAAAAAAAAGUAACCAACGAAUUAUAUCAAUAUUAUUUAGAAGUUUUAUUGCACCAGUUAAACACUUUUAGAAUGUUUUUUAUUUAAAAACAAUGUAUCGAUAUGACUUUCACCAAAUAAAUGAUGUAUGUAAUCAAGUUUUUAAUUUUUUGCGUAAUUAAUCCAUUUCCUUUAAAUAAAUAAUAAUUGAUUAUAUAAUACUGUUUUUGAAGAGUACGGAUGUGCAUGCGUGUCAAAGACACUACUUAUACAUCGACAUUCACACUCUAAUUAUCUAUCUAUUCGAUUGAACUUCAUUAGAGACAUUCUUCAUAGAACAGUGAUUAUGUUUCUGCUUGACUAGAAAAUUUUUUUUUCAAAAUUACAAAAAUGAAUGAUUCCAUACAUGCAUACAGGUGUUAAUCUUUUCUUUCUGUACAUCGACAUCCUUCAAUAUUGUCCCUUUCUUCUCACGAACCAGAAUCAAUCUAUCCGUGAAUUUGAAUGCUAGUCUAAGAUUUGUUUUUUAACAAAUUAAAUUCAACACACUCUGUAAUUAUUACUUUUCUUUUACAUUGAUUGUCCUAUAAAAGUAUUGUGCUAUCUUAAGAUCAACAUGCAAUAACAGUUGAAUCAACCACUAAUUAUGUAGAAUCUGUACCAGCGAAAUUAUUAUUUUACCAUGUCAGCAAUAUCAUGCCGUUUUCAGGUUUCAUCUACUAGUACGUAGUAAUUAUAUUAAAAGAUUUUUCCAUUAGAUGUCAGGUUUUUUCCCAUCAUUGGCAAUAUUCUUUCGAUUUUUAGUGCGCAUUUCAUUCAUCAGUUUUGGAAUUUCUGCUAAUGACUAAUACUUAAGCUAUAGAUGUGCUAUUUUCCAUAUCAUUUUUAAGUAUUUUUUGACAAGUGUGCAACUAAACAGAAAAAACAAGUUUUCUAAAAGCUCUAUCUCUUUUAUUUUAGCCAACGAUAUCAACAUUUUAGCUUAAAAACUGCUGCAAAUGUCUCCAUUCAGUAGUAUAUUGUAAUCUAAACAGCAUUUUUACAUUCUUCUGGAAUUUCAAAUAUACUUGGAUCAUUAAUUUUUGGUACAUAAUUUGUAACUGUUACAGAAUUAAUUGCACCUGAAAUUAUCCUAUAUGGGUGUGAUGGGUGUGGGUGUGGGUGUGGGUGUGGGUGUGGGUGUGGGUGUGGGUGUGGGUGUGGGUGUGGGUGUGGGUAUCCAUUCCGAGAAGACACAAGUCCACACCCAUACCCACCCACACCCACACCCACACCCACACCCAAAAUGUUCAUCUUUCUCUAAGUAAUGUAUCCAUAUUUCAAUUAACUCUGGUAAACUCUUAUCCAUUAAAUUAGUACUACUAGAUUAAUUAUGUAGUCUAUAUAUACAAUGAAACAUCUGUUUAAACAAUACCUUUAGAAUAUUUUAUAUCUGUUUUAAUCAAAUGAUUUAUUUUUUCAGUAUGAAAGAGUAAACUUGAAAUAUAUAAUAGAAAUAGAACAAUUUGAAUAUAUAAAUGAUCAUCGAAAAAUAAUAUUCUUUAUAAAAAAAAAACUGUAAUAGAAAAUGAGGGUGUGGGUGUGGGGUGUGGGUGUGGGUGUGGGUGUGGUGUGGGUGUGGGUGUGGGUGUGGGUGUGGGUGUGGGUGUGGAUGUGGGUGUGGGUGCGUGGGGGAGUUGGUGUGGACGUCAAUGUAUGUAAUGCCCUCGUUCAUACCCACACCCCCACCCCCACCCCCCCCCCCCACCCCCCCCCUCACACACCCCCCCCACCCCCCCACCCCCGCCCCCACCCCCACACCCACCCCCACACCCCACCCCCCCACCCACCCCCACCCACACCCACACCCACCCACACCCACACCCACACCUACCCACACCCACACCCCCACACCCACACCCACACCCACACCCAACCCCACGCCCACACCCACACCCACACCCUCAAGAUUCUACACCUUCGAUUAUAAUAUCGAUGAAGAAAAAGUUAAAUUGCACUUUAUCUUCAUCGAACUAUUGUCUAUUAUAAAUAUUUAUUUUGAUUAGUUUUCAUGAAGAUGAAGGAGAUAUUUGUGUUUUUUAAUAUCUGUAUUAAUAAGUUUCUCAUUAGAAUGAUCAUUCGAUCAUGAAAAUUGACUUUUUUUUAAUCUUGUUCAAAAAGUGAUUUUCCUAUAAAUCUAUUAGCUUUUUCUUACCAAUAAUAAAAAACUCUAAUUCUCAGUGAAUUUCUAUUUUUACUAAACUGGUAAUACGUAAAGUAAAUCGAAUUUAAUUAGACGAAAGAAGAAUAUUUUGUUUAUAUUUAUUUAUUAAAGUUUUUCAAGUUGUGUAAUUCGAUAUUUUUAAAAUAGAUACCAAAAUUGAAAUGCUUUACAUUAGAAAGUCUUAUUGAUACUGAUUUUGAAUUUACUUAUUUAAAAUGGCUUCUUAAUAAUUUAAAUUAUAUUACAAAACUACAAAUUCAUUUAUGUGGCAGAUAUCUAUGGAAGGAAGAUCAAUUAAUAUGGAAAUCUGUUAUUGAUGCAAAUUUUAUUCAUCAGUAUUGUUUACCUGAUAAAAUAAUUAAUUUAAAAUAUUUUUAUUUUUAUAUUUGUGUGGCAUGUCAAUCAUCAUUAAAUAAUAUUUCAGAAAUAAUUAAUCCUUUUAAAAUAAAUUCUUUUUUUAUUUCACAUCAAUGGACAAAUGUUCAAUGUGUUGAUGAUGAAAAUACAUCAUAUCAACAUAUAUUCUCUUCUAAUCUUAAGAAAUUUCAACGUUCUAUUAUUUUUUCUAAACAUCCAUAUCUAUAUGAAUGGCCUAAUAUUGAAUAUAUUCAAGAUAGUACUUAUCCAUCAUUCUAUUUAUUUCUCAAACCAUUCAAUAAAUUAUGUUCUAAUGCUUCUUUUACGAAAAUUGAUAUGGGUAAAUGUCUUUCUUUUUAA